AGAGGAUUGGAGACGCUCUUACUGUCAGACGCACUGAACGCACCACUGAGACAGUAAACAUCUGGAUACCUGAGACUAAAAUAAAAAGUCACAUCUGGAUUUGUGUGAUUUGUACAUUGAUCCUGGUACCUGACACGGUCCUGUGCUGGUGUGGAGAAUGUAUCGCACCUCAGCUUGGAUAGGCUGGGCGCUGUGUUUUUGCGCAUCUUUGGCCGUGAGCGCGCAGGACUACCCCGAGGACGACGAGAUGAUCCUGGACUUGAUCCGAGAGGACGGGACUCAGCCUGAAACCGGAGAAGAACCCUCCGCAGAGUUCCUCAGGUGCAACAAGGCGGCGUGGCGCAUGCCCGGUCAGUACCUGGUCAUACUGCGUCAGGGUUCUCACGAGUCCCACGUCCAGAGGACCAUCAGGAGGCUGAGAGCUAAGGCCGCCAGAAGAGGAUACCUGCUGGAGAUCCUGCAGACCUACUCCGGAGCUCUGCACGGUUUCCUGGUGAAGAUGAGCAGUGACGUCCUCCACCUGGCCCUGAAGCUGCCCCAUGUCCACUACAUAGAGGAGGACUCUUCCGUCUUUGCUCAGAGCGCCCCCUGGAACCUCCAGAGGAUACUGCAGCCUUAUGGUGGAACCUCAGAAAAUGGAACAUACAAACCACCCAAUGAUGGAGGGAUGGCGGAGGUGUAUCUGAUGGAUGGCAGCGUCCACAGUUCUCACAGAGAGGUGGAGGGACGCGUGCUGGUCACAGACUUCAGUCACGUCCCUGAGGAGGAUGGAGUCAGAGUCCACAGACAGGCCAGUCAGUGUGACAGCCACGGCACACACAUGGCUGGUGUUCUGAGUGGGUCAGACUCUGGUGUUGCUCGGGGUGCUGGUGUUAAUCUGGUCCGUGUUCUAAACUGCCAGGGAAAGGGGACUGUGUCAGGAGCGUUGGCAGGUUUGGAGUAUAUCAGGGCAACUCUGCUGGCCCGCCCAGUGGACGCAGUGGUUAUUCUUCUGCCUUUUACCGGAGGCUUCAGCCGCUCAUUAAACACAGCCUGUGGACACAUGGUGGCUACUGGAGCUGUGGUCAUCACCGCUGCAGGGAACUUCAGAGAUGACGCCUGCCUCUACUCUCCUGCUUCAGAGCCUGAGGUGAUUACAGUGGGGGCGGUUAACUCAGCAGACCAGCCCAUGGCACUGGGGGCAGGGGGGACCAACUUCGGCCGCUGUGUUGACCUGUUUGCACCCGGUGAUGACAUCGUUAGCGCCAGUAGUGACUGUAGCACCUGUUUCACCUCACGCAGUGGAACCUCGCAGGCUGCUGCUCACGCUGCUGGUAUAGCUGCGGUGAUCCUGUCAGCCAAUCAGAGAGUAUCGCCAGUGCAGGUCCUGCAGAUGAUGCUUCACUAUUCCAUCAGUAACACCAUCAACCUCCUCUCUUUGCCUGAAACGCAUCAUCUUUCCACCCCAAAUCUGGUAGCCGCCAUGCCUCCUGCCUCAGCAGCCAACAACACAAAUGGCGAGCUGCUCUGUCGUUCGGUGUGGUCAGAGAGGUCAGGGGUCACGAGCACUGACAAGGCGAUCAGCCGCUGUCGUCAGGGGGAGGAGAUGAUGGGCUGUAGCAGCUACGCCCCUGACGGCGUCCACGCAGGAGAAGCCAUCAAUGAGAGCGGUGGGCAGAUGGAGUGUGUAGCCUAUAACGGCCCUGGGGGUAAAGGGGUGCACGCCGUGGCACGCUGCUGUGUAACAUCAGAUCUGCAGUGCCAGGUCCACACGAGUCCACAGCCCGGGCAGGACGCCGAGUGUGUCAAACCACAGCAUCACCUGACUGGUUGUACAUUUUGGUCUGCUGGUCAGAUCUGGUCUGGCUCGCGUCCCCAUCACGGUGAUCGGAGGCGCUGUGUGGUGAAAGACAGUGUCACAUCACAUGCACUGUGCUGCCACAGUCCAUCUUUGGAGUGCCACCUGCUGGAAAACACAUCAGCUGAUAAAGAGCAGGUGGAGGUGUCCUGUCCAUCUGGUUGGACUCUGACAGACUGUAACGCCUUCUCUCAGGGCUCUGCUAUCUUGGGGACAGUUGCUAAGGGCAACAGUUGCCAUGUUCACAGUGGCGCUGGAGCGGAUGGGGCAACAGGUAUCGCUGUUUGCUGUCGUAUCAGACCUCCAGAUCAGUCUGCUGCAGCUCCACACUGAUGGGGCCUCGCAUCAUUCUGACACCCCACAUCUGCAAAGCAACUUUCAUAUUCCUCUAUCGACACCUUUGGUUUUGUUAACCCUGAUGUCAACACCUUAUUAUUCAUAUGUGAUUGAUGGCAUUUCAGUAAAAGCUGUUAUGUGUUGGUUUUUAGGAUUAGGUUCAAAUAUUCUCCACUUAAAGAAGAGAGAAGCUGUUACUCCUAGUGCUGUUUUGUGAGCUGUUGAACCAUGCCAGGCAAGGUUUCUAAAGUAUAAUCAAAUAUUUUUUGUAUCUUUUUAAAAAACUAUUAUAAUAAAAACAGCUUAAGUGAA
Molecule: messenger RNA, 2485 nt
Organism: Sphaeramia orbicularis (orbiculate cardinalfish)
Lineage: Eukaryota; Metazoa; Chordata; Actinopteri; Kurtiformes; Apogonidae
Gene: pcsk9
Product: proprotein convertase subtilisin/kexin type 9
Exons: 12
Coding region: 158-2170 (670 amino acids)
Biological process (GO): proteolysis
Molecular function (GO): serine-type endopeptidase activity
Source: RefSeq, a predicted model, not a curated record